GAGACAAGGCAGUUGAACUAACCACACCAUCGUGGGAAGAAAACCAGUUAAUUGCCGCCAAAAAUACCAGCAAUCAGCCGACCAGAACUCACGUGACAUUCUAAAACUCCGUGCCAACUCUGGCAAAUCAUCACGUGCCGUACGGAUUAAAAGCGACGGCGAGUAAUCAGGGUCCCAAAACCGCCCAUUUUCUCUCUCAUUUGACCGCGGGCAGCCUUGUAACCGUCUUAUCAAACCAAUAAAAACUCCCCAUGUCAUUGAAAAGGGCAGCCGAACCAGUCACUCAAACUCUCGGGCAAAGUGGAUAAACUGACCGUAGAUAAAUACUCCAGUACUCGUAAGACGGCUGCCUACGUUUCCCCAUUUAACAACAUUCUCUCUCCUAUUUUUUUUUACUCUCCUCUGUUUACUUCUCCUACUACUUCUUCCACAAAAAUUGGAGAAUUUUAUAAAUUUUCCUAAACUUUUUUUUAUAAUAAAUCUUGGUUAUAAACUUCAUUCUUCUGUAACCGGGUUCGAUUUGUUGAGGGAAAUGGACGACGAAUAUGCUAAAUUGAUCAGGAGGCUGAACCCACCAAGAGUUGUAGUUGACAAUAUUUCCUGUGAAGAUGCUUCUGUAAUUCAGGUUGACAGUGUCAACAAGCAUGGAACUCUUCUACAAGUUGUCCAAGUUCUUGCUGAUGUUGACCUUACUAUUAAAAAGGCAUACAUUUCUUCUGACGGUGGAUGGUUUAUGGAUGUAUUCUAUGUGACUGACUACCAUGGGAACAAGAUCAGAGAUCAAGAAGUUAUCAACUAUAUCCAAAAGACAAUCGAGAGCAAUGCCUCAUAUUUGGCUCCUUUAAGAGAUUCAGUUGGAGUGAUGCCAUCUGAAGAACAUACCUCAAUCGAGCUGACUGGGUCAGACAGACCAGGCUUAUUAUCAGAAGUUUGUGCAGUCCUCUCUGAUCUUAACUGCAAUGUAGUGAAUGCUGAAAUAUGGACCCAUAAUUCUCGAGCUGCAGCUGUUGUACACGUAACUGAUUAUUCUACGGGGCGUGCAGUGAACGAUCCUAAAAGGCUCUUUACAAUAAAGAAGCUUCUUUGCUACGUGCUUAAAGGAAAUAGUGAUUGUCAGGUGGCAGAAAUGAGACUGUCCCCUACUGAAAGUACUCAUAGAGGAAGAAGGCUGCAUCAAAUUAUGUUUAAGGAUAGGGACUUUGAAAGAAUGGAGACAGUAGGGUACCCUAGAAGCGAGGAUAAGUAUAGAAAGCCGCAUGUUACAGUUUCUGAUUGUCCAGAGAAGGAUUAUACUGUGAUUGUUAUGAGGUCCAAGGAUCGGCCUAAAUUGUUGUUCGAUAUUGUGUGUACUUUAACUGAUAUGCAAUAUGUGGUUUUUCAUGGCAUGGUCACCGGCGGGAGGAUGGAAGCUUACCAGGAAUUCUACAUUCGACACGUUGAUGGGAAGCCCAUAAGAUCAGAAGCUGAGCGAGAACGAGUUGUGAAAUGCCUUGAAGCAGCCAUAGAAAGGAGAGCAUCAGAGGGCUUAGAGUUGGAAUUGCGCACUGAAGAUCGAGUAGGACUGCUUUCAGACAUAACCCGCAUUUUCAGGGAAAACGGAUUAACCAUAAGAAGAGCUGAAAUAUCGACAAAGAGUGGAAAAGCAGUAGACACAUUUUAUGUUACAGAUGUGGAAGGAAAUGCUGUGGAUCCAAGGACAGUCGAUUGUAUCCAACAACAAAUCGGGAAAACCAAGUUGCAGAUAAAACACGACUCAUUUGACACUCCUAAACCUGCUCAGGAAACUACAUUGAGUUUCCUCUUUGGGAAUCUUUUUAAAAGCCCAAGUUUACAGAACUUAAAGCGAAAUAGGUAUGACUGUAAUUAAACUGUAUAGUCCUGUGCAGCUGUUGAAGUAGAGGAAUGUAAGUGUUCCUGAUACUAAAAACAUAGCAAAGUAGGCAAGUACAUAUGUAGUAUAUAAAUACAGGUAAAAUCAGAGUAAAAGGAAAAAUAUAGCAAGUUGUAGUCAAUGAUGGAUAUUGAAUAUAUACAUAUCGCCCCGGCCAUGCGAAAGUUCAGGGGUUGUACAUGUGUAAUUAGCUCUAGGUUGUAGAUAGAUAGACAGACUACUCACUGUAAGUAUUAAGGUUUACUGAAUGUAUAUACUCCUACUGUAUAUUGGCCUUCUGUACAGGAGAUAAACGCGAUGUAAAUAUCCCUUUUAUGUAUAUAUUGCAUAAGUACUUGAAA
Messenger RNA from Spinacia oleracea (spinach), 2232 nucleotides. Its product is annotated as ACT domain-containing protein ACR6. The record is from RefSeq and is a predicted model, not a curated record. The coding region runs from base 533 to 1867 and encodes 444 amino acids. Lineage: Eukaryota; Viridiplantae; Streptophyta; Magnoliopsida; Caryophyllales; Amaranthaceae. The transcript is spliced from 7 exons.